CACACGACUGCCAGGGGACCAGCAUGGACCAACUAGCAUCAGCGCCCCAAACCUUCUCGUCCAACAUGGCAGUUCAAAGUCCUGACACUUUGCUGGACAGGAUGAAGUUCGGAGCUACUCUGUUCUUCACUGGAAUCUUCAUAGACCUCGUGGGUGUUGUUUUCACUGUUACUGGCUGGGAACACUACCGAGCUAACAGCACCUUUGAGUGGACCCAAAUCCUGGGCCCCGUCAUUAUCAUCAUCGGAGGCACUUUCAUUGUUACCAGUGUCUUGAAGUUCAAGAUCGUCUCCUGUUGGCCCUGUGGACAGUGGGACGAGGAAGCGACCGCGAUGGAGGAAACCUCAACAGGACACACUUUUACCUUAAGUUGCAUAAAUCAGCAAGUUGUGUUCAGUGGUGCCACGACAAUGCUGUGUGUUCCACCUGUGUAUGACUUUAGAAACCAGGAAGUACGUCAGACCAUUGACUUCCAGCCGGGCAGGUCUGUGAGCCUGGCAUCCAUUCCUUCUUAUGAAUCUGUGUGCUGUGUGGAUAACGCAGCUUUUACUGCAGAAGAGGAAAGCUCAGCUGUCAACACAGGAACAGGCCACAGAACGAGCAGGUCUUGGAGGUCGGAAGAGGAAAGACAUUGCGACGGCGACGGCGGCUCUACCCAUUCACGUCCACCUGCGUACGAGGACAUCUACCCUUCCUCCCAAAAACACAAUCGGACAUAAACGCCUCCUGGAAUCCUGGAAUUUCACCAUCCUUCUCUUCCUCUUUGCGUGUCAAUAGGUUCACAGAUGAUUCAUCAAAGUGAUUUGAUGAGGUUUUCACUUUCCUCUCACAGCUGUUAUCAUGUAGUUACCACGAUAAUUAUGUAUGAAGUCACACAAUCCUCCAAGAUGAGGCUCCCUGGAAGAAGAAAACCUCAUUAAAAUGGAGAUUUAUGGACAGACUCAGCUCUAUCUGAGGGCUCUGAAGGUUUUUUGGAAAAAAAAAAAACAACUUAAAGAUACUAAAUUUAUAUUCAGCAUAAAAACACACACAUUUAUCCAGCGCUCGCUGUCUCCCGAUAGCUGCGCAAACCACUGUACAUGCCCAUUAAAUGUUGGCAGGGGAAAUGUUGACAUGUAGACAGCCACCAUGGCCCGAAACAAACAUGGGGACAAUUUAGCAGAGGUCCUUUGAAAAAAACAAGGAACUGUUUUCUCCUGCUGGGAGAAAAUGAACAUCAAAAGAGGAAAAAAAAAAGUCAUAACAGCUAUUUAAUUUAGUUUGGAGUCGUAAUUGUUCACAUAUUGGCAGCGUUUUAUCAUGUUUGUGUGCAGCGUUUGAAGACGGCGUGGAGGUCACAGGACGAUCACCUCGACACGAGGAGACCUCUGUUCAAAUGAGUUCAGAGCGCCGACGAUGGGAAGUAACUAAGUACUCAGUAACUAAGCAACUGAGGACAUGUGCUUUACUUGAGUAUUUCCAUUUUCUGCAACUUUCUGCUUCUACUUUAAUCCAGAUGCAAAUAUUUCUACUUUUUACUCAUUUACAAACUUUUACUUUUUUUGAUUUGUAACAUGAAAUGUGGUCAACAAAUAAAAUAUAUUACACUUUUAUUUAUCCUCAA
Messenger RNA from Acanthopagrus latus (yellowfin seabream), 1603 nucleotides. RefSeq names its product transmembrane protein 174 (gene tmem174). The transcript has 2 exons. Bases 24 to 719 code for a protein of 231 amino acids. Lineage: Eukaryota; Metazoa; Chordata; Actinopteri; Spariformes; Sparidae. The record is from RefSeq and is a predicted model, not a curated record.